Messenger RNA from Saccostrea cuccullata (small rock oyster), 5624 nucleotides. Its product is annotated as titin-like. The coding region runs from base 98 to 4285 and encodes 1395 amino acids. Gene Ontology annotation, molecular function: actin filament binding. Gene Ontology annotation, biological process: actin filament bundle assembly. The record is from RefSeq and is a predicted model, not a curated record. Lineage: Eukaryota; Metazoa; Mollusca; Bivalvia; Ostreida; Ostreidae. The transcript has 10 exons. Gene Ontology annotation, cellular component: actin cytoskeleton; plasma membrane.
GCCACUGUGGAUCUUUAAUUCAACUCAUGUCUUGACUGGGAUUUAAAAAAAAACUGCAACAAACACACAUGUGCGAUUGUUGACCUGUUAGACGAAAAUGGAGGAAGGAAAAAGCAAUUCAGAGAUUGGCACCAAUGGUGUCAGCAGUGAAAAUGGACACACUUCCACCUAUAAAAUGGAAAUAGGAAUUGCAAAGCUUGACACUUCCUAUUUAGAGAACCACAUGCAGUGUGCCAGAGUUGUACAGAAUCCUACAUUCCAGGAAUCUUUAUCUGGUAGGGAGGACUUGUUUAAUCUAUCCAAAGAAGAUGGGGGUGUUUCCCCACGGUACCCAAACGACGAAUAUGAAGAGAUAGGUAAUGUGCAGAAGGGAGAUAACUCUUCAGAGGACAUGGAUAGAAGCCGGAGUCUAAGUUCUGAGGAUGUGUUUGCGUCUGGUGAUUUUGAUGACUACUUGGACCCGAUUUGUUCACCUAUUAAGUCUGUCAAUAAUGAUGAUUCUGAAUCUGGGGCUCCCACCACUUUGAAUGUUAAUGAUCCACCCAUCAUCAUUACCACCACUCAUGAGUACGAAGAUUUAUCGCCUGUUAGUCCAAAAGAAGUCUGUAAAAGUUACACCAGCCUCAGUCUCAGUACACCCAAUCAAAGUACUGUGAGUGACAAUACUGAUGCCAAAGAGACAAAUAUUUAUGAUAACUGUGAUAUUUAUGAAAACGACGCACAUACACCAAAGAUAACCACAAUUAGACAUAGUGAGGACCAAAAAGGAAAUGUAGAGUGGAAAGAUGGAGGAAUGAGUGAGCUUGCAAAUGAAUCUGAAAUGGACUUUUUAUCUGACAAAGUUGAAGAAGAUACGCAGGAUAAUUUCUCUAUUAGAAGUAUUCAAGGAUCAGUUGCAUACUUGGGUGACGUUUCUGGUGAGGGUUUUGAUGAAAGUCGAAAUAUAGAUGAAAUUGAGGAUGAUAUUGAUGAUGAUUCUAAUUCAGACAAUCAAGGUGAAUUCGAUUUCACCUCACCAGAGCAGCAAGACCAAGUUGAAGAUGAGUUGGAUAGGUAUGUACCCAUGGAGAAAGUGGGCAGAAACUUCAAUGCACUAGAAAAGGAUGAAAAAGCUGCAGCAAAAUUUGAAGACAAUUUAAAGGACGACAGUUCAGUGCUGAGUAUACAAGGAUCAGUGUCUUAUUUGGAUGAUAGUGUAUCUUGUUUCACAGAAAAUGUAGAUGAGCAGCCCAGUGGGAUGAAUGAGACUGUAAAUGAAUUUGAAUCUGAAGAAAUUCUGUCCAAGGAGGCAGAAGAUGAUAGGGAGAACAGUUGUUCUACAGGCAGCAUACAAGGGUCAGUGGAUUACUUAGACGAUGAUAUUUCCUGUGAUGCUGUAGAUGAGAGUAGAAAUGUCGAUGAAAUUGAGGACAAUGAAGAUGAUUUGGAAGCAAGUGAUUCAAAGAAUCAAGGCAAAUUAGACUUCAGCGCAUUGGAGGAAAGGAAUAAUCAAUCUCAGGAUGAAUUUAAUAGUUAUGAAUAUGUAAGAAACGAUGAUGAUAGCUUAAGCACAUCUGAAUUGGACAAUAAAAGUGAAGACAACUUGAGGGAUAACUGCUCUGUGAUAAGUGUCCAAGGAUCUGUGUCGUAUUUAGAUGAUAAUGUGUCUUGUUUCACAGACGAUCUUUUAAGUGUUGGUAAAAGUGAUUACGAAUCUGAUGAAAACAUUACAGAACCUCCCAAGACAAAAUUCAUGAAAGAAAAGCAGAACUUUGAUAAAUUUUCUAGAGAUGCUGAUCUUGGUCAUAGAAAAAGUACCACAGACUCAGAUUUAGAUCAAAUUCCAUCAAACUUGGUCAAAAGGCUUUCUCAACAGUUUUCUAAGUCAGUGGGGGACUUGAGAUAUGUGCCAUUUUCUUUUACUUCAAGAAGAACUUCUUUACCAAAAACAUAUAAGGAAGAAGACAAGGGACCAAAAGGACAGAAGACCACCAGAACCAAGGAGGAGGAAACCAGAGUAGAAGAGACUGAGACUGGUCAAAAGACGACAACGACAACAAAAACGACAACAGUUGUCCAGAAUGGUGACAUUAGUAAUGGUCCACAAGAGGUUGAGGAGGACACUAAGGCCAGAAAGCCCACAGUACAGGAGGAGAUUAUGUCGGUGGAGGGAGGGGUGUAUGAGAACGAACCUGUCCAUGAGCCCGGAGUCGUCAGGGAGAGUGACCCCAAAAACAUAGGGGAAGAACUACCAGAGGUGGGCACUGCCAAGAACAUGCUUCAGAGGUUCACCCAGAUCCAGGAGGAGUCCAAGAAACCUGUGGUCGGGAAAAGGCAGGCUACCCCACCCAGGGGCUCUGGUCCCAUGGAGUAUGUCAGCGAACCGAGGGCCAUUAUUGAAAAACCUGAGCAGAAGAUCGAAGGAGGAAUUUUCGAGAAUCAACCUGUCUCUGAGGAAGGGGUUGUGAAGUCGUACGACACCAUGGAAGACGUCAAACCCGAGCAGGGUUAUGCUAGAAAUGUGUUGGCCAAGUUCAAGGAAAUAGAAACUCAAGUGAAGAAUCGUCCUCCUCCGUCACCAAAGAAGGAGCUGACUCCAGACCGAUUUACCAAGGGAGAGUAUGUCAGCGAACCUAGAUCCACUUUCCAGACGUAUGAAGGAAAAACUGAGUCUGGCAUUUUCGAAAGUCAACCUAAAGAAGAGAAAGAUGUCAUCAAGUCGUAUGAACAUGAACAGGAGGUUCUACCAGAGCAAGGCACAGCCAGGAACUUAGUUUCGAGAUUCAAAGAGUAUGAAUCCAAAAGUAAAUCCCCCUCUACACCAAGAGAGAAGAAAGAGUUGACACCUGACAGAUUCACUAAGGGAGAAUAUGUGUCUGAGCCAAGAGCAACCUUUCAGCAGUAUGAAGGGCAAGUGGAGGCUGGUGUUUAUGAAAGUAAACCAGUGGAAUGUCCAGAAAUUGUCAAAUCUGGGGAAUAUUACGAGGAACCUUUACCAGAGCAAGGCUACGCAAAGAAUGUUAUUUCCAAGUUUAAGGACAUUCAAAAAGGUUCAGGAUCACCCAGCAGUUCUCCAGCAAACAAACCAAGGGAAAUAACUCCACCUAGACAAGACACAUUCUCUGGUGUUUUGGAAAAUAAACCCCAGGAAAGGUCUGAUAUUGUCCACUCAUACGAUGUCCACGAAGAAGAUAUGCCUGAAUCAGGAACCACUCGAAAUCUGUUGAACAAAUUUAGGGAAAUCCAGCAUUCAGGGUCCAACUCCCCAGCUUCACCAAGAUUAAAGAAGGAAUUCACUCCCCCACCCCAGUCAGGCAUUUAUGAAAACACCCCUCAGAAACAUUUGGAGGUAGAGCAGAGAAUGGCAGAAAGUGGAAUUUUAGAAAACAACCCAGACAGGAGAGAGGGAGUGGCCAGAGAGGAGGAACCAUCUGCUGGGGCAGUCGAAUUCCCAGAAAGAGGCUACGCAAAGAAUAUGGUGUCCAAAUGGAAACAGCUUGAAACUGAGCAUAGCAAAUCAGCUUCUCCCUCACCGAGAUACAAGGAAUUCACCCCUCCAAGGGAGGAACCCAGAAUCAAGAGCCCCCUGAGUCCCAAAUCCCCCGCCGGAACCAACAGCAGUGUUCAUCCCCGGGAUCUACCAGGUCAGUAUCAAGAACAAGGGGGUCCAGGAAUCUACGAGAACCAGCCAACGCACCGUGAAGACAUUGCCAGAGAGGAGGAGACCGAUUGGAGCGAGGGUCUACCCAAGGAGGGCACCAGCAAAUCCCUCAUCAAUAAGUUCCGAUCCGUGCAGGAGGAGGCAAAGAAGUCCCAGGAAGUGCCUAAGCCCGUCUCCAGGAGGGAUUCAACAGAUAGUCCAAGGAGUCCGAAAAAGAAGAUGUUUGAAGAGCGCAGUGACUCGCCAGAAAGAGGCGAGAAUACCCCCAACUCAGUAGGAACAGAAGAUGAGUCAAAUGUGGCUCCAUCUACAGGCAACAAUGCAAGUCCCAAAAGUCCCUUUGUCGCCGUACAGUUGGAGAAGUGUGCGGCAUGUCAGAAAACCGUCUAUGCCAUGGAGAAGAUCGAAAUGAAUAAAAACUGCUACCACAGGGCGUGUUUUAAAUGUUCCCACUGUAACUCACGAUUAACGGCAAAAACGUUCAGCAUGAAUGAAGGAGUUAUGUAUUGCACAAACCAUUUUAAGCAACUUUUUGCUAGGAAAGGGAAUUAUGACGAAGGAUUUGGACGUCAACAACAUAAAAAGCGUUGGCAAGGCGACCAACCAAAUGGUGAACAACAGACAGUACAAGAAGCCACUGCUUGAUGUUGUGUGCUUUAAAUUUUUUUUUGUCGAUACGUAAUUUUUUUUUGUUUUUGUAUUAUUAUUGUAUGAUAUAUGAUAUAUUGCCAUUUCAUUUGUCAAUAUUAUAGAGACAUGUUAUUCAUUUUUUUGAAAGAAUUUUAAGCAAGCUCAAAAAUGUGCACCUGAAAUGAGGCAAGAAGGGACACAACUCUUGGCAGGACAUUGUUCAGUGCUAUAUUAUGUAUGUUGGAAAAAUGAACUAAGAAGAGUGCUUUAUGAUAUUUUUGUCCAUUUUUGAAAUACCACAAUUCAUUACAUUGUAUUCAUUAUUAGGACAUUUAAGAAUAAUUACAUGCCUGCAUUUUACAAAUUUCGAGUUGUCAUCAAAUUUGAUUUCAAAAUAAAAAAAAAUGUUUUGGAAUUACGUUAUGGAGGUAUAAAAAAGUGUCUCUUUUAGCAUUAGAUCUCAGGCAUGUUUGGUCUUCCAUUGUAGUGAGCGAGCGUUUGGACACACCAUGAAAAAUAAUCGUUGCAUUGUUUUACGAUCAUUGAAAUAGGCUUUAUAUUUGAUAUUGUCUGGAUUGUGAUAAAGAAACAGAUGAAUCAUAUAAUACUGAAAAGUGUGACAUGAGUGCAAUUUUUUAUUGAGAUAAUUGGAAUUGUUUGCAGAACUUUAUAACAUCACUUUGUAUAUUUUUUUUUUUUGAGAAAUCAUUUACCUUGCUCAUCUGCAAGUUUCCGUUUUGUCAUAUAUAUUAUAUAUAUCAUUUUUAUAUAUUACAUUACACCAAAGACUGCCUGAAAGGCAGAUUUGUAGGUGAGCGAAAGAAGGUGAUUUAUUUUGUUCUCUCUGAAUCAAUAAAUAAUGUAACAAAUUUGUAAAGAAGAAAUUUUUAUAAUUUUCCAUUCAUUAUUAAUUUUAAGUUGCAGUUUGUAUGAAUGCAUUUCAAUCAAUGUAUUAAGAAAAAAAUCUAUGCAGCUGUUUAAUUUUUUUCCUUCAGUUUUUCAUGCAUUUGUUUCUUUUUUUUUUUUAAAUGUGAAUGUAAGUUGCUGCAAAUGAACUUUGACAUUCUUAUUUUAGUCAUAUAUUUGAUUAGAUUAUCGAUACUGCUUCAAACUCAAAUGUGAAUUAAUUUGUGAAUAAUAAAAAGCUGCUUGUUGUAUCAUUAGUUAUGAAAUCUUGUGACACGUUUAGUCAAAGUUAAAACGUGACAAUCGGGUUUGAGUUCAAAUAAUGCUGGUCUCAUUUCCCAUGAACAUUAUAUAAAGAUUAAUUUAUAUGUGCUUUUGACCUUAAAUUAUCAAGCUAUAGCAAAUAUUACUGCAUAGGACUUUUGCAAUAAAAUCUUUUUCAGUAAAA